AUUUAAUGUUGGAAGGGAAGGUUGGUUAUUUUUGGCUAUUUCUUCCCGUUAAAGUGGCGAUAUUAGUUUUCGAGAAUCUGACAACUCUUCACUAGCUCCGUGUGGUUUCGGAUGAAUGAAGUUUAAUGUGAGGUUAGGGUUACUAAUCCGUGUUUUCGUAUUUCGUUGAAAGUUUUAACAAUACUAAUGUCGAAAUUUGAGAAAAGUAUAAACAAGGAGGCUAUGUCCUGUAGGCUUUGCCUUACUAACUUGAAUACUGGUAAUUUCGUAGUAAUAGACGAAAUUAUUGAACAAGUCCUGGACGUCCUUUUGAUGAAACUGAACGGCACAGAGAAAGACAAAUCCAUAAUGUGCCACACUUGUUCCACUAAACUGUUUGCGGCAUUUAAUUUCAAGGCAACGUGUAUGGAUACCGAGGACUGUAUCUUUCCAUACAUUUAUUCUGAAAUGGGGGCGCCAGUCGAUUUAAAUGAAAUUUAUCUAAAGGAAAGAGGUAAAGAGCAUUUAAAACAUAUAUUAGAAGACGAGAGGAUUUGUCGAAUGUGUAUGCAGGUAGUCACCUGUGGGUUUACGUCAAUAAAAGAGGUGGAUGUUGAUAUGUUCCGCACAUAUAUUCCGGAAAUGAACUUCAAUUCCGUCAGAGAACCCGUUAUAUGCCAAGUUUGCCUCGAUUCAUUGGACACCCACACAAGCUUUUUAGGAAAUUGUUUAAAUGUGGAAGAGGAAAUUAAAAAUAUUUCAAGCGACGAAGCCGUAAAAAGUUCCCUUCGUGUGAUCACAGAAGAAAUUGAAUUAAAAUCUGAGGAUUAUAAUGACACGCUACCGCAGAGCUCCGAUAAUGAACCAUUCGAGAAGAGUGAUUGUAAAGAUGCAGGAGAGGACGGAUGUAAACCGGAGAAUCGAUCAGUGAACAAAUAUAUGAAAACUAAACAGGAGCGCAAUGUAUCGUACAGAUGUGAUAAAUGUAGUUACGAAACUGGAAGUAAGAUCCGUUCUAGAGCACAUUGUGGGAGACACAAGAAAGACUCAGAAGUGUACAAGUGUGAAACCUGCGAUUAUAAAACUGAACAUAAGAAAUUACUUCAAAGGCACCAACUCAAACAUAAAGAUCCAUCACAGGUGCAAAUGUUCAGGUGUAGUGACUGUGAUUUUGAAACUAAAUACAAGCAAAGUUUAAAAAACCACGAAGUACAGCAUACAGGUCCUUCGCAAGUUCAAAUGUACAAGUGUAACGAUUGCGAUUAUAUAGCUAAAUUCAGAAGUCAUAUCAAACAGCACCAACUGAGACAUAAAAAUCCUUCAGAGGUUCAAAUGUAUAGGUGUAACGACUGCGAUUUCAAAACUAAAUACAAGAGUGUUAUCAAAGUACAUCAACUGAUACAUAAAAAUCCUUUGCUAGUUCAAAUGUACAAGUGUAACAACUGCGAUUAUGAAACUAAAUACAAGAAUCAUAUCAAAUCACACCAACUGACACAUAAAGAUCGUUUUCAAGUUCAAAUGUACAGGUGUAAAGACUGCGAUUUCAAAACUAAAUACAAAAAUGUUAUCAAAGUACAUCAACUGAAACAUAAGGACCCUUCGCAAGCUCAAAUGUAUAAGUGUAACAACUGCGAUCAUGAAACUAAAUACAAGAGUCAUAUCAAAUCGCACCAACUGACACAUAAAGAUCCUUUUCAAGUUCAAAUGUACAGGUGUAACAACUGUGAUUAUGAAACUAAAUACAAGAGUCAUAUCAAAUCACACCAACUGACACAUAAAGAUCCUUUUCAAGUUCAAAUGUACAGGUGUAACGAGUGCGAUUACGAAACUAAAUUUAAAGGUAAUAUCAAACAGCACCAACUGAAACAUAAAAAUCCUUUUCACGUUCAAAUGUACAGGUGUAAGUACUGUGAUUUCCAAACUAAAUACAGUGAGUAUAUCAAAAAGCAUCAACUGAAACAUAGAGAUCCUUCAGAGGUUCAAAUGUACAGGUGCAACGACUGCGAUUACGAAACUAAGUUCAAGAACUAUAUCAAACAGCACGAACUGACACAUAAAAAUCCUUCAGAGGUUCAAAUGUACAGAUGUAACAACUGCGAUUAUAAAUCUAAAUACAAAGGUGAUAUCAAAAAGCACAAACUGAAACAUAAAGAGUCCUCAUAG
Anoplophora glabripennis (Asian longhorned beetle) is the source of this 2142-nucleotide messenger RNA. RefSeq names its product zinc finger protein 99-like. Gene Ontology annotation, biological process: regulation of transcription by RNA polymerase II. The record is from RefSeq and is a predicted model, not a curated record. Gene Ontology annotation, cellular component: nucleus. Gene Ontology annotation, molecular function: RNA polymerase II transcription regulatory region sequence-specific DNA binding; DNA-binding transcription factor activity, RNA polymerase II-specific; zinc ion binding. Bases 187 to 2142 code for a protein of 651 amino acids. Lineage: Eukaryota; Metazoa; Arthropoda; Insecta; Coleoptera; Cerambycidae. The transcript is spliced from 5 exons.